Lacerta agilis (Sand lizard) is the source of this 597-nucleotide messenger RNA. RefSeq names its product gametocyte-specific factor 1-like. The record is from RefSeq and is a predicted model, not a curated record. The transcript is spliced from 6 exons. The coding region runs from base 67 to 582 and encodes 171 amino acids. NCBI's taxonomy places the organism in Eukaryota, Metazoa, Chordata, Lepidosauria, Squamata, Lacertidae.
GUGCUUUUAAUCUGUGUGUGUGGAGGAGCACAGUACGCAACCAGUCCUCUCACCUGUAUUAAUUUCAUGGAUCCUGAACGGCUUGUCCAGUGCCCUUAUGAUAAGAACCACCAGAUCAGAGCCUGCAGGUUACCUUACCACUUGGUGAAAUGCAGAAAGAACAACCAGAAGAUCGCCAGAGAACUCGCAACAUGCCCCUACAAUGCCCGUCACAGAGUUCCAAAGCAGGAGUUAAAAUUGCACAUUGCAUCUUGUGAGAACAAAGUUUCUCCAGAGGUCUUGGAGGUCACUUCAAGCAGAGGUGAUCCAAAGAACAGAAUUAAAGAGGUGACAGCCUGGCAGUGCCCCCCUCCAGAAGAAGACUGGGAGGCUGCUACUCUGGUGAGAGGAGCUAGAAAUUCACAUCUUCCUUUUUUGAACUGCUCCCCUAUAUUUUAUCAGCUUUGGAAAAUGCUACUGCAGAGGUUUGGGGACCAUCCUAAGCUACUCUGGCAGGCUACCAGUGACAAAAAAAUACUCAAAAUGUCACUGCAAGAUCACCACAGGGAUUCUCCAGGAGCAACAGAAAACAUACCUUUUUAAAACCCAGCUUGUAAU